AUGACGGCCGCGAUGGACGCGAAGGCGCCUCGCGUCCGUCGUGCUGCCGCCCCCGUCCCGCCCGCCCCGCGCGACCCGCCUCUACCCGCGCUGCCCCACCCCCCGUUACGUGCAGCAGCAGCCGCGCACGCAACUGCGCGUGCUGCCUUCCGCGCUGCCGCGCCCCCGGUGCGAGCAGCAGCAACCCUAUCCGUUCUCGCCCUCUGCGCGCUCGCGUCACUGCUGGCGCCUGCUGCGGCGCGGCCUACCAAGGAGCAGUUCAUCGACGAAUUGAAGCAGACCCGCGACGCGCUUGCGGACCCCAAGCUGAACGGCCGAUAUUCCGCCACCCACACACUCCUUGACCACGUCAUCCCUCAACUGGAGACUGACUGGAACCCGAACGAAGAUUUCCUCAACAAGGUCGACCACAAAACCAUGAUGCUGCCGGAGGACCGCGCCAUUGCUACCUCGGCGCCGGACGCGCUGUCCAUGAUGGUGAAAACCGGCUUGAGGCGCGGCGACGUCGACCCGUUCACCAAGCUCUUCCGCGCGCAGAUGCUCGACGGCACGUACGAGGAGGACGACAUCGCCAAGGCGUCUGAGCUCAAGGACGUGAAUGGCCGCAGCGUGAGUACGGAUGAGGUUGUGGACGCGACGACCAAGUCCAAGAAGGUCGCGAUCGGAAAGGGCAAGGCUAAGAUCAAGACUCCUGGAAUUUUCAGGGGAAAGUUCCUCACCAUCCACGGCGUCGACGCGUCGCAGCCGGAGGAGUAA
Molecule: messenger RNA, 756 nt
Organism: Closterium sp. Yama58-4
Lineage: Eukaryota; Viridiplantae; Streptophyta; Zygnematophyceae; Desmidiales; Closteriaceae
Source: the annotation of a GenBank genome assembly